Molecule: messenger RNA, 1844 nt
Organism: Papilio machaon (common yellow swallowtail)
Lineage: Eukaryota; Metazoa; Arthropoda; Insecta; Lepidoptera; Papilionidae
Gene: Rph
Product: rabphilin-3A
Exons: 9
Coding region: 89-1780 (563 amino acids)
Biological process (GO): intracellular protein transport
Cellular component (GO): membrane
Molecular function (GO): small GTPase binding
Source: RefSeq, a predicted model, not a curated record
CGAAGCAACAGUUGGACGGAAUCAACAGGCGGGAACGCGCGGUAAUUUAAUUCCUGUCCCGUAUGAAGUGGAAAAAUAAAUAAAUUUAAUGUGUGCAAUGAACUACCAAAGUAAAGUUAAUAAAUAUGUGUGCCCUAAUGACAGACAGCUAUCCUUGCGAGCAAAGCUUCGCACGGGAUGGUGCACGGCGCGCGGCGAGCCUUUGUCUGCAGCGGAGCGCGAGGCAGUCGCCGCUGUGGUGCGCCGCGCCGAGCAGUUGGAUGAACUGGAGGCGCGCCGCGUAGGCCGCUUGGUAGCCAGGCUUGAAGGGAUGCGUCGAUCAGCUCAGGGCCCAGCUCCCCGCGCUUGCCUCCUCUGCGGCGAGACAUCUCGGCUGCUUGCACCGCUCAGGACCUGUUCCAUCUGUCGUAACUCCGCCUGUCCCAAAUGUGUUAUAGAUACGCCCCCACACAGAUCCCCGAUAUAUUCUCGUGAGCAAUACAUGUGCAACUUAUGCGCGGAGACCAGAGAAAUGUGGAAGAAGUCAGGCGCCUGGUUCUACAAGUCAUUGCCCAAGUAUAUCCUGCCAGAACGGAAAGUCACCGGCCGGUACCACGAUACCGAACUGGCGAGGUCUUUGCAAGUUAGACAGGAGGCAGGAACUAGUAGUAACGAGUGCAAGACAGAUUCUGAACCCGGUUCACCUCUCAGUAUACACGCCCCAUCAUUUUCAAGACAACCAAGUAAUACAGACAGUCGAAAAUCAAUAUCCUCUCAAGAUACACACCACGAAUGGUGUGAAACGGAUAUCCUAACUCAUGGAGUCAGUGGUCUCAGUUUACAUAGAACUGAAAGCAUGAACCAACGCUCAAUAGCUGGCCUUAAACGCACCGGUAGUAAGGGAAGCGCCUACAGCCUUCGCAGUAUAAGAAAAGAGGUCCCAAAAACACAACCAGAGAAACCCACGAUACCUGACUCUGGUUUUGGCACUUUAGAGAUUAAACUAGCUUACGAUAACGCCACCUCAUCACUUGCUGCGACAGUCUUAAGAGCGAGAGGUCUCAUCGGAAUGGAUAUGACAGGAUUAUCUGAUCCAUUCUGUAGAUUGGAAAUUUUACCAAGAGAAGGCACAUAUUCGAACAGACUCCGGACAAAGACCGUGCACAAGACAAAGAAUCCAGAAUUCAAUGAAACCGUACACUUUUUCGGUAUCACUGAAUCUGAUCUGGCUGCGAAGUCACUGGAAAUUGUUAUAUUUGAUGAUGAUAGGUAUGGUUGCGAUGAAAUGGGAUCCGCUAUAGUUUCCCUAAGGGACUGUGUUAAGGGACCUACCCAACUCCGGCUAGCGUUAUCCGGAGCAAGUGGUACUGAACCCACGGGACCCAGAGUGCUCUUAGCACUUUGUUACAACACAAAGAAACGAGCUCUCGUCGUCACCAUUUGUAGAGCAGCUGAACUGCCGCCACAAGACAGCAAUGGAUACUCGGAUCCUUUCGUCAAAUUACAUCUCGAUCCUGAUCCGUACCACAAAAAGCACAAGACUUCAAUAAAAUGGCGUAACUUAAAUCCAGUUUGGAAUGAGGAGUUUCUGUUCGAGACGCGACCUACGGAACUUUCGCGCCAAAAUUUGACAUUGACAUUUUGGGACAAAGAUUACGGCAAACCGAAUGACUUUCUGGGGAGUCUCGUGUUAGGUGCCAGUAGUAAAGGGCGGCGAUUGAAGCACUGGAUGGAUUGUAUCAAAUUCCCUGACCAUAGACACGAGCAAUGGCACGCUUUGACUGAUACACAACAUUUAUAAACGAAACCAUAGACAAUAUGAUAGACAAAUUAUAUUUUUAAAAUUAUCGGAUAUUAUACAAAAA